Messenger RNA from Schistosoma haematobium, 605 nucleotides. RefSeq names its product Sperm-associated antigen 8, variant 2 (gene SPAG8). The transcript has 6 exons. Gene Ontology annotation, cellular component: cytoplasm; nucleus. The record is from RefSeq and is a predicted model, not a curated record. Bases 33 to 605 code for a protein of 190 amino acids. Gene Ontology annotation, biological process: positive regulation of transcription by RNA polymerase II. Gene Ontology annotation, molecular function: microtubule binding. NCBI's taxonomy places the organism in Eukaryota, Metazoa, Platyhelminthes, Trematoda, Strigeidida, Schistosomatidae.
GACAUCAGUAGUUACCAGGGGGUGGUUUAAACAUGACGCUUAACACACAGGAUGAAUAUAGGAUUAGAAAAGAAGAUAUUGAAUUGUACAAAAAAAUAAGGAGGGAAGUUGAACAAGAAUUCAUGGCAAAAUAUGAGCCUGUGGAUUAUAGAUCAGUGACCAAAAUUGAUUUUCAUAAAGACGUAGUCCGGUUACCUCCAAGGCCCGAACCAAUGCUUCAUGAAAUGGUUAAAGAACAACCGGUUACAUUUUGGACAGAACACAGGGAUAAAAUGCAUGGUAAUACUCAUUACAGUACAAAUCGUACCACUCCGUUUGGACGUAAUGCUGCUUUUACAACACCGAUUGAUCAAUAUUUGAAUAGUCGGAUGCCAUGUGAAAUGCAAAAAAGACAAACGCAUAGCCCAUUAUAUUAUAUAGCUUUUGCAGCAACACUAACGUUAGUACAACAAUCGAGAUCACAGUUCAAUACGACUCAAAAACAUAUAAAGGACAUGACAUUUAAAAAACAAAACAAAAUAAACAAUGUUGGAAAUCAAAGAAGAAAUAAAAUUGUAUUUAAAACUACUGAUCAUGAGACUGAACACUUAAAAGAAAUACCAUAA